AUGCCAGAGUACACCGUCAUCCCUGAAGAAGGCUCACUGGACAGUCAAAAACUUUGCGUCCGAUGUCAAUGCGCGGUGGAUGGCAAUUUUGUUUUCCUGCCAGCUGCUGAAUUGUGUGCUGGCUGUCAAAGCCAAUAUUCCGCUGCUACUGCUCGACAACCACAACAAGCUCUUCCAGCAUCUAUUCCAUCACUACCAUCACCGCCUCGUUCGCCGCCGAGUCCAAUUAGGAGCCCUGGAAGGCUCAGCUCCUAUGACGACGUUGACUUUCACACCGAAAUACCUUUGGACUCAGACUCUAGUUUUCACUGUUGUAGUCCCAUAAUCUCAUCCCCGACAUAUUCCACCAAGUUAGCGACUCACGACAUCAGUCUCUCUACAAGACCUUCCGCCUCUUCUUACUCCGAGAUCCGGGGACGUCCUUUCAUUACCCCCAGUCCUCUGACCGACAUCACUCGUCUACGGGUCCGUUCACAAGGGAAUCACUGUUUGUAUCCCGGAGCUGUCUUCAAGGGGACACAAAAGAGUGGGAGGAGCAGUUAUGAUGUUAAUGUCACCAUAGUGGACGUCGAUUUCUCCUCUUCAUUCUUAUGUGGAUAUCUUCGCAUCCGAGGUUUGACAGAAGAUUGGCCAGAACUGACUACUUACUUUGACGCCGAGAUCAUUGGAAGCCGUUAUGGAUUUUUGACGCAGAAUUGGGGCGCUACUGAACAGCAGGACUUGGUGCAUUGGCAACGGUUUCCUGCUUUCAAGCAUGCCAAGAACGAAAUGAAGAAGCCCUACCUGACAAUCAGUGACCGAGAUCGUGGAGCGAUAUUCAUGAGGUGGAAAGAGAGGUUCUUGAUUCCUGAUCAUCGUGUACAAGAUAUAUGUGGUGCAAGUUUUGCUGGCUUUUACUAUGUUUGCGUGGAUUUCAACUCGUCGAACUCGAGCAAGAGCUGUGAAACCAUGCCUAUAACACCGGAGAAUGACCAAUCUGACGUUACCGUUCAAUCGGUAAAGCAGGAAAGUCCACGCAGAGCGAGAAGGAAUUCCAGUACCCGGAGAAGAGGUGGACGGUCACCCUCUGCUAGUCCACGUCAAAUUUCUCCAGUAGCUUCAAUGAGCGGGUUCUACUUCCAUCAAAACUCUGAACCCUAUCAACAGCUAUCGUUGUCGCAUGUCCCCGAGCGAGCAACUUCUAGCUUUGAAUUCCGUUGA
Molecule: messenger RNA, 1200 nt
Organism: Lentinula edodes (shiitake mushroom)
Lineage: Eukaryota; Fungi; Basidiomycota; Agaricomycetes; Agaricales; Omphalotaceae
Product: vacuolar import and degradation protein-domain-containing protein
Exons: 4
Coding region: 1-1200 (399 amino acids)
Biological process (GO): negative regulation of gluconeogenesis; protein targeting to vacuole; proteasome-mediated ubiquitin-dependent protein catabolic process
Cellular component (GO): GID complex; extrinsic component of membrane
Source: RefSeq, a predicted model, not a curated record